Megalopta genalis is the source of this 1765-nucleotide messenger RNA. RefSeq names its product gamma-soluble NSF attachment protein. The record is from RefSeq and is a predicted model, not a curated record. Gene Ontology annotation, molecular function: soluble NSF attachment protein activity; syntaxin binding. NCBI's taxonomy places the organism in Eukaryota, Metazoa, Arthropoda, Insecta, Hymenoptera, Halictidae. Gene Ontology annotation, biological process: intracellular protein transport. Gene Ontology annotation, cellular component: vacuolar membrane; SNARE complex.
AGGCUGACUGCAGACAAGUUGUGUUGUGUUCGAUGGUAUAUUCAUACAGUGACGAAUCUUGUCUUGCAAAUACCUACUGUAUUCCGAAGAACCUGUCGUCUGCACGGUGGUUGUCAAAGCGCUUGAACGAAGACACCAUUCGGAGAAAAAUGUCAAAAAUUGAAGAAGGAAAUGCCCAUAUACGGCAAGCUGAGAAAAGCUUAAAAACAUCAUUGUUAAAAUGGAGACCUGACUUUGAACUUGCGGCCGACGAAUAUACGAGUGCUGCAACUUGCUUUAAAGUAGCAAGGUCCUAUCAACAAUGUAAAGAAUGUUUGAUGAAGGCUUCUCAUUGUUAUAAGGAAAAUAGAUCAUGGUUCUAUGCUGCAAAGAAUAUUGAACAAGCUGUAUUAGUAUGCAAAGAAAUGGGAAAUCUUGCGGAGGUGCCAAAACUGGCACACAGUGCUUGCUCUUUAUAUCAAAUGCAUGGUUCACCUGAAUCUGGUGCAAGUGUACUUGACAAAGCAGCAAAGAUAAUAGAAGCUAGUAAUCCACAAGAAGCACUAGAACUAUACAAACGGGCUGCUAGUAUUGUCAUGGGUGAGGAUAGUCCACGUCAAGCAGCGGAGUACACAAGUAAAGUGGCAAGAUUGCUAGUGAAAUUACAAAUGUAUGACGAAGCUGCAGAUGCAGUUCGCAGAGAAAUUGGAAUGCAUCAACAAAUAGAUCAUGCGCCUUCUGUGGGAAGAUUAACUGUGGCAUUGGUAUUAGUACAAUUAGCUCGAGGCGAUCAAGUAGCAGCUGAGAAAGCUUUUAAGGAAUGGGGAAAUUAUUGCGAAGCUCCUGAGGUAAAUACAUUAGAAAUGUUACUACAAGCAUAUGACAAUGAAGAUGCAGAUGCUGCAAAAGCAGCUUUAAAUAGUCCUUUUAUAAAACACAUGGAUGUGGAAUAUGCUAAGUUAGCUAGAGGUUUGCCUUUACCACAACAAGAAUAUGCGAUAUCACCACCAGGAGUAAGAGCGAAUGCAGCUGAAUCAUAUUCAUCUCCUAACGCAACAAAGUUAUUGGAUGAAACUGCUAAUGAUGGUCAAAGCCCAAGUAAUAAUGCACCAGAAAAUAUUACUGAGAAACCAUUAGAAAACAAAGUGUUGGAAUCUGUUGAAAAAGAUGUAGAACAACUAUCAAUUUCAAAGAAAGUAGAAGAAGACGAAGAAGGUGAUGAGUAUGAAGAGGGCAUUUGUUAAGAUCAAUGUAAUUUGUAUCUUAAGAUAAACUCACUUUAUUUUAUGAGAAGUACUAUAUCAUGUUAUCUUCAAGACAUAUUUAAUGCCUAAAAACCAUUCUUUGUAGGCAAGCUUAUUAUAUAUGCGUAUACUUGUAAAUCUCAAACUUGUUAAACAUUGCACAUUAUUGGCUUCGUAAAAAGAUCGCCAGAUUCUUAAAAAAAUUACAUAUGGUAUGUUAUAUUCUUAGAAGUAUUUUCAGAAAUGUGAUAUUCAUGACAAAAUUUCACUCAUUUAAAACUAUUGUUGUAUUUAAUAUUUUAAUACAAAGUUUUCUGCGUGAAUUAUGAAAAAUGUUUCCACAGAAAGUUAGUGUAUAAUACGUAUGCAUUUAUGUUUGAUAGAAUUAUGUAAACAUCUCACGCAUAAACUUUUCAUAUACUCAAGUCAGCUUUGUAAAUAUUAUGUUUUUUAGUAUUCAAACAACACCAGCUAUGUAUAAAUUGAUAUAAAUCGAAAUACAAAUACAAAGUCAAUAAAAUCAUCUAUAUGAGAUAAAAAUA